This is a messenger RNA of Cynara cardunculus var. scolymus (artichoke), 1641 nucleotides long. RefSeq names its product vinorine synthase-like. Bases 19 to 1548 code for a protein of 509 amino acids. The transcript is spliced from 3 exons. The record is from RefSeq and is a predicted model, not a curated record. NCBI's taxonomy places the organism in Eukaryota, Viridiplantae, Streptophyta, Magnoliopsida, Asterales, Asteraceae.
GUCUAUCAUCAUUCGACAAUGAGGUGGUUCUUAUCAGCCCAUAAAGCAACCCGAUGUUUCCUCAUUUCUCAACAAUCUCAUCUUCAUGUUGCAUCAGAUUUGGGUUCUCUGCACUCCAUGCAAAUGCAUUCCCCAUCCUGCUUCUCUGCUCACCAAUAUACUACUUCCUCAUACAGGUCCAUAAAUGGUAACAAGCAUGAACACACUAAUACUAAGAAGGUGGAUCUUGAAAUAAUUUCUAGAGAAACAAUCAAACCAGCUUUUCCAACUCCUCCUCAUCUAAGGACCUUCAACCUAUCAAUAAUUGAUCAAGUCAUGUUUGAUUGCUACAUUCCUCUAGUCUUAUUUCUUCCUAAUAACAAUAAGGCUACUAUUACCCAUGUUGUAACCAAAAGAUCAAGACAUCUCAAGGAGACUUUGUCUCGGAUUCUAACUCGAUUCUAUCCUGUUGCUGGAGAAGUUAAGGAUGACUUGCAUAUCGAGUGUAUUGACAAAGGCGUGUAUUUCGUGGUGGCUCGACUCAACCAGACUCUAGAAGAUUUUCUAGGUCGUCCAGAUGAGCAAAAAGUGAGAGGCUUGAUUCCCCACAAUUUUGGCACCUUGCAAUCUUCAAAAGGAAAUUAUCUUGCUGGUGUUCAGCUCAACAUUUUCAAUUGUGGUGGGAUUGGUCUUUGCACGAGCUUGGCACACAAGAUCUUUGACGGCCAUACGUAUUUCAUGUUUAUGAAAGCCUGGGCCGCUGCUGUAAGAGGUUCACCAGAAUCAUUUUCACCCACUUUUGUGGCUUCUAAUCUCUUCCCUAACAACCCUUCAUUAAAGUAUUCAUUGCCUUCCAAGUUAAUGGCCACCGAAUCGCUUUCUACAAAAAGAUUCGUGUUCGAUUCUACGGCUUUGGCUCUCCUCAAGGCCCAACCGGUCUCCUGCACCAGCUCAUCCGUAUCGCGUGGCCCAACUCGCAUGGAGGCCACCACAGCCCUCAUUUGGAAGGCUGCCGCCAAAGCAGCAUCCACCAUCAGACCCUUCAGUCCACAGUCACCUCAUGCUUUGUUGUCGAUGGUGAAUCUCCGGGGAAGGGCUUCACCUCCUUUACCCGAGGAGUGUGUUGGAAACAUUAUUUACGGAGCUGUUGGGAUUUGCUUUCCUGAGAGCCAACCUGAGUUAGCGACCCUGAUGGGUGAAAUAAGAAAAUCAAUAGCCAAAAUAAACUCGGAGUACAUAGAGUCGUUGAGGGGUGAAAAGGGGCAGGAGGUAGUGAAUGGCACAUUGAAGAUGCUAAAGGAUAUGACGGAUGGGAUGCAUCAAGGAGACUGCCUUAUUGCUACCAGCCUCUUGAACAGCGGAAUCUAUGAGAUCGAUUUUGGAUGGGGAAAGCCUAUAUGGUUCUAUGAAAUGAAUGCGGGCUACAGGCUUCUGGCUUUGACUGAUACGAUCAAGGGUGGAGGUGUUGAAGCCACAGUGACGUUGAGCUCGAGGGAAAUGGAGAUAUUCGAACGUGAUCCUGCUGUUUUGUCAUAUGCUACAUGCAACCCUAGUCCUCUUCAUCACUAAAUCGUCCAUACAUAGAUUUGUGGCUAGCCCCAUGUGACAUGGGUUGUUUUCGUGUGAAGUCAUUUGUGUAACGGGAAAUAUUGAUUGAUUUUA